Molecule: messenger RNA, 2736 nt
Organism: Phymastichus coffea
Lineage: Eukaryota; Metazoa; Arthropoda; Insecta; Hymenoptera; Eulophidae
Exons: 5
Coding region: 1414-2628 (404 amino acids)
Source: RefSeq, a predicted model, not a curated record
UUAACUUACUACAACUACAUACUACUGAUACGGCAAUAACAUAUGCGAGUCAAUCUCACUGUCAUCUACGCAAGCCAGUUAUGUAUAAUUAAUAUACAAUUAAAGAAUGCAUUUUGGUUUAUGGAGCCUGCGAUACAAAUGGUACUAUAGCAGAGAAAAGCUAUACGAACACUCGCAAAAUAUGAAGUUAACCGACAGGAUUUGGGUGCAUCCCUCUGGAUUAGAAAAUGUGAUUUUGUUAUGGUACGAAGCUAUAAAAUGAUUCAAGAGGUACUGGGGUUGGAAUGAGGAUUUAUGUUGAUGGUGAAUCUCAGCCAAUAUACAAUGUUAUUCAGGAUACUAAUGAAAAUAGCGUUGGAUUUAUUUCACUGAUAUCUGCACGCUCACCAAAAAAGGAUAUGUUUACAGUAAGCCAAUAAGCUAACAUCACUAUUGUGCUGAUCAGAUAUGAUGAUACCAAGAAAUUAUUAAUGAAUCGAAUAACUCACCCUACCAGCAUCUCAGUAAAGUAUGACAUGAUUUCAUUCUGCGUAAAAUCAAAUAUUGCGAAAAUUUUAAUGGUACAUACUAUUCCUCACGGAGGGUUUCUGAUGAUGAUAAUAACGAAUGAAAAAUCUGGCGAAGAAAUAGAUUAUGCAAAAAAAAAAACAAGUUAUAAUGUAGUUAGAUUUGACAGCAGAGGAAGAAAAGUGGACAGCGCCCGUUUGAAUGAUUCAGAAAGACCAAAGCUUGGUAUGUGGAAAAAUAAGAAUCAAUACUGUAUACCGCUUGUACAAAUUUAUAUCAAUUGUUUUGCCGAAAAGGAUUCUGCGUAACUUGUUAGUGCAUAUCAUGUGAAACGGGGGAUAAUAUCAGUGAAUACGUGUCAAUAAAAUAACUUAAGAAAAGGGUCAUCUUUAAUCUACUGAUGCCGAUAUUCAGAAAAAGAUAUAUCAAAUGCGUUGUAAUGUUUCCAUCUGUGAUCUUCGCUAAUUAUGUCGAUUGUAAUCUGCAAUCUGAUCAUUCCCAAUGAAUAUUAAGCAUACUAAUUGUUGGACUAAAAUUCUUUCAUUUUAAAAUAACGAAUUGUUUUAUAGAAGUUCGCUACUGCCAUAAAUCGCAUACAUCGCUUGAUAACUACAAAGAUAUUGAUUUUAGUUGUACAGAGCAAUUGAAAAUGAAGAAAUCAACCUGCAUUGGCCAAAGUAUCAAGCAUAAUUGAAUAAUGAAUUUUUCAACUAUCAUUUCUAUAGCUAUUUUACAAAUCAGCAGAGUUCAUUUCAAACAUUGCUGUCAGUGCAGGUCACUUAUCCCCACGAACGUCACAUACGGAAAUUCACGUAUCUAGUAUGGCAAUUGAGUAUUAAAAGGGACUGGGCGAAAGAUCCAAACGUUAGUUUCAAUGUACGUGGAGUCACGGAGAUUUCUCUCGAGAUGCUUAGCUCAAUGACCGUCAUUGCAGUUCUUUUCUUGCUCUGCUGUGGGCAAUUUCAAAAUGCAAACGCAGUUAUCGAAGUAGCUGAAAAGUCGCACAGAUUCGAUCAAGGUUUCCUCUUCCUCGACGCAUCUUCUUUCAAGGAUGGCAAUCUCGUCUACGCAACGUGCGACAGAAACACAACGAGUAUGACCAAAUGCAAAGUGGUUCAAGAAAACUACCCCUACGAAGACAUCACUCACUCUUGUUCGAUUACUUUACGAGGUGAUCACGAAGAUUCAGAUCUGAGUGUACGUAUUGGAAUCUCGGCACUUGGCAAAGACAAAGCGAUUCUCGUAUGGACAGAUUAUCAUAAUACUUCGACGACCAUCGAGAUCGGUACCGUUAGUCUCAAAACUUGUAAGAUGAAUAAGAUAAAGAUACCCGAUGCUGGAAUUGCUGUGUUCGCUGAAAUGAUUCACACGAAUAAAAUCGUCGCUUAUAAUGACGAUUCUUAUGACAUCUUCUUCGACGAUCUCAAACGAUGCGGCGGAAGAAUGUGCAAGUUGCAGGUGUCGGCGGAUGGCAAAGCUAAAGGUGAACCUGCCGCUGCUAAAAUGGCUAAUGGAUUUGUCUCUUAUGCUUCGUCGGUUGCUACUCACUCACCUGCUAAAGGGUACGCUUAUGUCAAGAAGAUUGGUGAUAAUUCCGUUCUUUAUCUUCUGAAACCUGACGGAACGGAAAAGCAAUUGGCCAAAUAUGAAGGCAUUCCAAUCCGUGUUGUCUCCGUAGGUAACGAUUUCAUAAGCGCGUGCACUAAUGCCACUGAGGUCACCUGCACGCAAUUCGAAGAUGAUGGUGACGUCAAAUUGACGACCACGAUGAGUGACAUCAAUAAAAAUACCAAACCUGUAUCCGUAAACAACUUAGCUGAUGGUAGCAUUCUCGUCUUGUUCGCCGAGUUUAAACAAUGUGAACCACAAGCAGGUUGUAAUGGCGUAACUGGAUACCAAGUGGUGAAAAUUAGUUCGGAUGGGAAGAAAACUGGUACUUUGAAGACCCAAGAGCUCGAAACUGCUACAGGUGUUACUAGGAAAUCUUAUAUCUACAAGAAUGGUGACGAAGGAUAUUGCGCUGCUGUUAUUGGACAAAAUUCAACUACGAAUGAAAACGAGCCAAGCGAUUUUAGAAUCGUUGUCAACUGUUUCACUGAUGCCGACUUUUCAACCGAAUAAUGAAGAAACUUUGCGAGAAUAAUAGUAGUUAAAAAAACUGUAUUUGUAGUUUUUCAUACAUCUAUAUCAUUUAUAAGAAUAAAGUGUAUUUAAUAAAAAUCAAAUUAU